AUGGCGACCGAACAACCUGCUACUGAUGUUCCUGCCGACGCUCCCGUUGCAGCCCCCGAGCCUGCACCUGCCGCACCUGCCGCACCUGCGGAGCCUGCACCGUCUGAGCCAGCCCCGAACGAGUCUCAUCCAGACGAAGGCAAGGUCGUAGCACCUGAGAUCGAAGCUGCAGCGGUUCCCGAUGUCACCCCCGCCGCUGCAGAGGUCGUACCCGUGGCGCAGGAGGGGAGCAGAUUAGUGCUGCAUCACCUGAACAACAGCCGGAGCCAAAGGAUCUUGUGGUUACUCGAGGAGCUCGGAGUUCCCUACGAGAUCAAGUCCUACCAUCGUCUUCCAUCGAUGCAGGCCCCUCCGGAGCUCAAGGCUAUCCAUCCACUCGGGAAGAGUCCUGUGAUGCAGGACGGGGAUGUCAAUCUCGCGGAGAGCGGGGCGAUCAUCGAGUACCUGAUCAAGAAGUAUGGGAAGGGGAGGUUUGACCCUGGGGAGGAUGGAUGGGUGGAUAACCUGUACUACACGCACUAUGCGGAAGGCAGUCUCCAGCCUAUCAUCGUCAUGAGUCUCAUAUUUAGCAUCCUCCCCGCUUGGGGGGGUUGGUCGGAGGUUAUGGCACUGCAGGGUGAGGUUCCUCGUGCGCACGUGUUUGAUGUAGACUGGUCAGCAAAUGAACAAUAUUGCAUAAUAUUGCGAUACAAUACAAUGAGGAUUCGACACAGGAAUUAG
Molecule: messenger RNA, 720 nt
Organism: Dacryopinax primogenitus
Lineage: Eukaryota; Fungi; Basidiomycota; Dacrymycetes; Dacrymycetales; Dacrymycetaceae
Product: thioredoxin-like protein
Exons: 4
Coding region: 1-720 (239 amino acids)
Source: RefSeq, a predicted model, not a curated record